CCGGCGUCAAUAUUUUUGUCAUGUGAUUCAAAUUAAAGACAGCACCCGCAGUCUGUGGCGAGCAACUACCACUCUUCUUAUGUUGUGAAUAUUUAUUUAUUAGGGGUCUUCGUCAUGUCGGGUACAUAACGGUACCGUUCGAGAUUUUUUAGUAGGUUUCCAGGCCGGGUGAAGUUUAUUGUUGGAUAAGACCUGGCGUAACGAUGGCGGAAGUGAUUGAAGCGAGCAGACAACCCAGUGAGGAAUUUACAGAUGAAUCAGAGGAGGAGGACAGCGAGGAGGAGCCCAAGUUGAAAUAUGAACGCCUCUCCAAUGGUGUGACGGAAAUCCUCCAGAGCGACGCAGCCAGCUGUAUGACCGUCCACGACAAGUUUCUUGCUUUGGGGACGCAUUUUGGAAAGGUUUUCCUGCUGGACAUCCAGGGAAAUGUCACCCAGAAGUUUGAAAUUAGCUCGGUGAAGAUCAACCAGAUCAGCCUGGACGAGAGCGGCGAGCACGUGGGCAUCUGCUCCGAGGAUGGCAAGGUGCAAGUGUUUGGCCUCUACACAAGAGAAGGCUUCCACGAGAACUUUGAUUGUCCCAUAAAAGUGGUGGCAUUACACCCCCACUUCUCCAGAUCCAACUACAAGCAGUUUGUCACCGGCGGCAACAAGCUUCUCUUGUACGAGCGCAACUGGAUGAACCGCUGGAAGACGUCCCUCCUGCACGAAGGCGAGGGGACAAUUACCAACGUCCAGUGGAGAACCAACCUCAUCGCUUGGGCCAACAACGUGGGCGUCAAAAUCUACGACAUCAGUGCAAAGCAACGUAUCACCAACGUGCUGCGCGACGAUGUCAGCCUGAGGCCUGACAUGUACCCGUGCAGUCUGUGUUGGAAGGACAACACCACCCUUAUCGUGGGCUGGGGCACCUCCAUCAAGAUUUGUGUCGUAAAGGAACGACGUCCCACGGAAAUGAGGGACCUGCCCAGUCGUUACGUGGAAAUAGUUUCCGCCUUCGAGACGGAAUUCUUCAUCAGCGGGCUGGCCCCCCUGGCUGAUCAGCUGGUCACCUUGUUCUUUGUGAAGGAGAACCCUGAGCACAUGGAUGUGGAGUUCCUUGCGCGGCCUCGUCUCGACAUCAUCCAGCCUCUGCCAGAGUCGUGCGAGGAGAUCUCGUCGGACGCCCUGACCGUGCGCAACUACCAGGAGAACGAGUGUCGCGACUACCGUCUCGAGCAUUCGGAGGGCGAGUCGCUGUUCUACAUUGUCAGCCCCAAAGACGUGGUGGUGGCCAAGGAGCGCGACCAGGACGACCACAUCGACUGGCUGCUGGACAAGAAGAAGUACGAGGAGGCGCUGAUGGCCGCCGAGAUCAGCUUCAAAAACAUCAAGAGACACGACGUGCAAAAGAUCGGCAUGGCCUAUAUCAACCACCUGGUGGAGAAGGGCGACUACGACGGCGCCGCCAGGAAGUGCCAAAAGAUUCUCGGGAAAAACAUGGAACUGUGGGAAAAUGAGGUGUACAGAUUCAAGACCAUCGGACAACUGAAGGCCAUCAGUCAGUAUUUACCCAGAGGCGACCUGCGUCUUCGGCCGGCCAUCUACGAAAUGAUCUUGCAUGAAUUCCUCCAAACGGACUACGAGGGUUUCGCUACGUUGAUCCGGGAGUGGCCGGGAGAGCUUUACAACAACUUGGCCAUUGUGCAGGCUGUCACCGACCACUUGAGCAAGCACCCUAUGAACGCGACCCUGCUCACCACACUGGCCGAGCUCUACACGUACGACCAGCGUUAUGACCGCGCGCUGGAGAUCUACUUGCGUCUCCGCCACAAAGACGUUUACCAGCUCAUCCACAAGCACAACCUCUUCUCCUCCAUCGAGGACAAGAUCGUGCUCCUCAUGGAUUUUGACACAGAGAAAGCUGUGGACAUGCUUCUGGACAAUGAAGACAAAAUAUCAAUGGACAGAGUGGUGCAGGAAUUAGCAGACAGGCCUGAGCUUCUUCAUGUGUACCUUCACAAACUGUUCAAGCGGGACCACCACAAAGGCCAAAAGUAUCACGAGAAGCAGAUCGGCUUGUAUGCCGAAUUUGACCGGCCCAAUCUGCUGCCCUUCCUGAGAGACAGCACACACUGCCCGCUGGAGAAGGCUCUGGAGGUUUGCCAGCAGAGACACUUUGUGGAGGAGACCGUCUUUCUGCUAAGCCGAAUGGGAAACUGCAGACGGGCCCUGCAGAUGAUCAUGAUGGAGCUGGGGAAUGUGGACAAGGCCAUCGAGUUUGCCAAGGAGCAGGAUGACGCAGAGCUGUGGGAGGAUCUCAUCACCUACUCCAUCGACAAGCCACCGUUCAUCACAGGCCUGCUGAACAACAUCGGCACGCACGUGGACCCCAUUUUGUUGAUCCAUCGUAUCAAGGAGGGCAUGGAGAUCCCUGACCUUAGGGAUUCCCUCGUCAAGAUUCUCCAUGACUACAACUUGCAGAUUAUGCUACGCGAGGGAUGUAAGAAGAUUCUGGUGGCCGACUCGCUGUCGCUGCUUCAGAAGAUGCAUCGCACGCAAAGCAGAGGCAUCGUGGUGGACGAGGAGAACAUUUGUGAAUCGUGCCAUGUGACGAUUUUACCCUCAGACAUGGCCAAAGCUUUCAGCGUGGUGGUGUUCCACUGCAGACACAUGUUUCAUAAGGAAUGUUUACCCUCCAUGGGAACGACUCCUGGAGUGCAGUUUUGCAACAUCUGCAGCGCAAAGAGGCGUGGGCCAGGAAGCGGCAUCCUGGAGAUGAAAAAAUGACAUAAACAACAGCGAUGUAAAACUUGCUGCUGAUAUGAUUUGCCAGACCUUAAAUAAUCAAAUAAAA
Hippocampus zosterae (dwarf seahorse) is the source of this 2835-nucleotide messenger RNA. It is a transcript of the gene vps41, whose product is annotated as VPS41 subunit of HOPS complex. Gene Ontology annotation, biological process: vesicle-mediated transport; cellular response to starvation; endosomal vesicle fusion. The coding region runs from base 204 to 2768 and encodes 854 amino acids. NCBI's taxonomy places the organism in Eukaryota, Metazoa, Chordata, Actinopteri, Syngnathiformes, Syngnathidae. The record is from RefSeq and is a predicted model, not a curated record. Gene Ontology annotation, cellular component: late endosome; HOPS complex. Gene Ontology annotation, molecular function: protein binding. The transcript has 27 exons.